AUGCGGUCUGCCCGGGGAACGAGCCACCCAGCCAGGCCGAUGGUGCCCAGCCUGGUCCCGAGCCCGGUGGUCCCGAGCCUGGUCCCGAGCCUGGUCCUGGGCUGCGUGUGUUUGUGCGCGUUGGGAGUGGUUGGGGAGGAGAGGGAGGAGAGGGAGGAGAGGGAGGAGAGGGAGGGGAGGGAGGAGAGGAAGGAGAGGGAGGAGAGGGAGGAGAGGGAGGAGAGGGAGGAGAGGGAGGAGAGGGAGGAGAGGAAGGGGAGGGAGGAGAGGAAGGAGAGGGAGGAGAGGGAGGAGAGGGAGGAGAGGGAGAAGAGGGAGGCGAGGAAGGAGAGGGAGGCGAGGAAGGAGAGGGAGGAGAGGGAGGAGAGGGAGGCGAGGGAGGAGAGGGAGGCGAGGGAGGAGAGGGAGGAGAUGGAGGCGAGGAAGGAGAGGAAGGAGAGGGAGGAGAGGAAGGAUAGGAAGGAGAGGGAGGAGAGAAAGGAGAGGGAGGAGAGGGAGGAGAUGGAGGAGAGGGAGGAGAGGGAGGAUAGGGAGGAGAGGGAGGAGAGGGAGGAGAGGGAGGAGAGGGAGGCGAGGAAGGAGAGGGAGGCGAGGAAGGAGAGGGAGGAGAGGGAGGAGAGGGAGGCGAGGGAGGAGAGGGAGGAGAUGGAGGCGAGGAAGGAGAGGAAGGAGAGGGAGGAGAGGAAGGAUAGGAAGGAGAGGGAGGAGAGAAAGGAGAGGGAGGAGAGGGAGGAGAUGGAGGAGAGGGAGGAGAGGGAGGAUAGGGAGGAGAGGGAGGAGAGGGAGGAGAGGGAGGAGAGGGAGGAGAGGGAGGAGAGGCAGGAGAUGGAGGAGAGGGAGGAGAUGGAGGAGAGGGACGAGGGGAGGGUGGGGGAGGGGAAGCAGAGUAUGUGA
This is a messenger RNA of Knipowitschia caucasica, 894 nucleotides long. Lineage: Eukaryota; Metazoa; Chordata; Actinopteri; Gobiiformes; Gobiidae. The record is from the annotation of a GenBank genome assembly.